This is a messenger RNA of Heterobilharzia americana, 4524 nucleotides long. The record is from the annotation of a GenBank genome assembly. Lineage: Eukaryota; Metazoa; Platyhelminthes; Trematoda; Strigeidida; Schistosomatidae.
ACUGUAUUGAUUUCACCAGUUGGAAUAAUCAUAAUAACAACUUUAAAGAAAGAUUACCAGAAGAGAGAGGAAACAGUAGACUUCUAUGAUUUUGUACUGUAAUAUGAUGCAUCAAAUUGUUUUUAUGGAUUAGAGAAAAGAAGAGUUUCAUUUUUAUUCAUUCACUUACAUGUUAUUUCAGUUCCUAUUGAAAAAUUUAUUACUUAUUGAUUAGACAAUGAGAUGAUCAAAUUUGAACGGAGUACAAAGUCUUUACAAUGAACUAAAACAAAUGAGAAGAGAUGAAAAAUGAGUUCUAGUCGAUUGAGAAAAGAACGAAGAAAAUGUGGAUUAGUAGCGGAUAUAAUUAAUUUCGAUCCAAAAAAUGAGAGUUGUCCACUUAAACAAGAAGUAGCUGUUAAAAGGAAUGGAGGUCUUUUCCUAUCUCUUCAAGGCGUUAAAAUCGAAAUUCCACCAGGGGCUUCUACUGGACGUCGUGAACGAGUUCUAUGCACAGCUUUCCCAAGCACAGCUAGAGCGGCUAUCGGACCAUGGUUAGGUCAAAAUAUGCGUAUGGCAAGUGAUAUACAUAUGUUAUAUUCACCUGUGAGAUUCAAAAUACCAGUAGCUGUAUUCAUUCCAUUCUCGUUUGCUGCUGCACGUGAAAUGUCUUAUCCAGGAGCAUCUAUUACUAUGACACCAGAAUGUUUGAAAAUAUCUGAAUCUAAAAGUUCAUCACAGGAUGGUAGUCAACCCAACAGAAGUUUUUCAAGGUCAAGAGGAAAAGCACCUUAUACAAUGCAUUUCAGUGAUCUUCGUCCAAAACUUCCUAAUUUAAUUGAUGCUAGAAGUGUUUCUUUACUACAAUGUCGUCUUGGAGACGAUCGUUGGCAAAUAGUGGAGAAAUUUACGGUUGUUCAACCUACAAUUCACUAUAGAAAAUGGCCGUUAGAAGCUCGUAAAAUUAUGUCAAAGGCAAGCAGAUGGCAAGAAAAUCUUUUAACUACAGAAACUUCAUCUCCACCUCCAUUUGAAUCAACUUUGGGCAGAUGUGUAUCUUCAAGUGGAAAAAAUAGACAUAUACAAAAUCAAUUACAAAAAGAACAUGAACCAUAUGAUUUUAUGAAUAAAAUUGAAAAUUACUGUGGUGGAGUAUUUAUUUAUACAGAAGAAUUAAAUCAUUGUUAUCUACUAGUGAAUUCUAAUAAAACGGAACAAUUUUGGAUUAAUCAGGAUGGUGGUUUAUUUCUCUCCCCAUUACUUAAUCCAUUCUUAUCAAUACGAAUACCUAAACGUGUUUGUUCAACAAAUGAGAAGGCUAUUUUCAAAACUAUCGAAAUACGAAGUAGUUGGUUGAAUUUGGCGUCCCUGUUCGAUGCUCAGUUGAAUCAGAUCGAGGGUUGUUCUAAUAUAUUUGAUCUACAGUUACAAGAUGUCGAAUUAAAACGACCGGCAACAAUACGUCUACCAUUACCUCAAUGGUAUAUUGACAAACGUAACAAGACUUCAGAAAGCAUAGAGCAAAGUGUUACAGCUGGAACUUAUAUUCUAUCCAAUACUUCUGCAAUGCAUUCAACAAUGUCGGAAACGACAGCAGCUAUCCAAGACAAAGGAUUAGUUGUUUUGUAUCAGCCAUCUGAGCAUAUAAGAAAAAUUGUAUGGCAAAGUACUCAUGUUGAAGAACAGAAAGAAGAAGUGAAUAAACCCAAGGCACGUGUACGCGUCAAUCUUAAAGAUAAUCUGAAUUCAUCAAAAUGUCGGAUAGACAAUAUAUUUAUACGCUUAGGAUGGUCAAAUCUUUUAGUUGGAAUAAAAGGUGGCCCAUGGAAACCAAUUAAACAACCAGUAUAUUACACAAAAAGAACUAUUUGUUUUGAUACAACAGUUUUAGGAAGAUUUGUUUUAAUCGGAGCUAGAGAUUCAGAGCGUACAGCAAGUAGUAAAUUAGCACAUCUAAUGCCAAGUAUUGAAUCAUUGGCAUGUGCUCCACCUGGUGCAUUACUUAUCUGUUUACAAAUUACUCAUAAUAAUUGGCGAAUUAUGGCUAAUAUUUAUCCUGAAGAACAAUUAGGUGAAGCAAUUCAAACACAAGUUGCAGCUGGUUAUAUUCCACUUGUUCAAUUUGGUGCAGGGAUAGUAAGAAAAGCCACUGGUCUGAAUAAUGCCAUCUUACAGGCUUUGGAAUACAACCAAUCCGUGGAAACUGGGGAGAGGCGUUAUCGUGUAACUGGACACGACAUAAAUCACGUGUUAAUGUUCAAUGGUUUAUGCUUAGAAUUACGAUUUGAAGGCGAUAUACAAAUGAAACCAGUGAGUCAAUUCGAUGCCUACACAAAUUGUAUUCGUUUUAAGGAGAAAGAAGUUAAACCGGGUAGUUUAUCGUCUCCAGAUCUGAUGACAACUGACAAAGAUCAAAUCUAUACAUUGACAGAAACAAAUUUUGAUUUUCCUUGUAAUUUACAACGCGAGUCUAAUUUAUCUCCAACUGAAAAGAAACUAGAAGAAAUACCACACAUAACAUUGUUAACUAAACAUGCUAGAAUGCAGUUACAUGAAUUAUUAUCAGAUACAUCGUGCACUGUUGAAAUUCAGCCUAUUCUAUCUACGGAAGAGAAGUAUACUGAACGUAGUGCUAUAAAGUUAGUAAAAUAUUUUUUUACGUCAACAUUGUAUAGGUCUUUGUAUACAUUGUGUAAAAACUACUUCAAGGAAUAAUUCUGAAGGAUAAAAAAUAUUGAAGUGCAACCUAAAGACUAUGAUGAUCUGUUCAUACCGUGUAGUGAACACUGUUGCUAUAACCAUUUGCCGUCUAAACUAUUGACAUGACUUUCAGCUCAAAAUCAUAUGACGACAAGUAUAUAAAUUUAAAACCUGGUUUCUACAUUCUUCUUUAUAGGAUACUGAAAUUAUUGAAGUAUUUGUAAGAAAUAUUUUCCAGUUAAAAACAGGCCAGUUUUCACUUUUCUGCAAAUUAAACAGUUCUUGAUAAUAUUUAUGAAAGUCAACUAAUUUGUAUUAGAUGCUUGGUUAUUGCGUUGACAUGAUCUGUACUGAAAAUCAUCCAGUAAAGAUCAUCAACUAUCGAAUAUGUAUUUUAAUUAAAGUCAAAUCAGACUCUACAAUUAAAUAAAAUAUUUCAUAUUGGAAAACAUACAUAUAUCAAAUGGUUACAAGAAUAUUGAAGCAUAUCUUUGUACUUAAUCAAUUUUAGAAUUAAAAUGAUGAGAAUCCACUUCAUAUACUACUCAAAACACAAGUAGUUAGAAAUCGUAAGAAAAAUAUCAGUAACACAGUUAUUAAUAGUAGUAAUAAUAGUGGUAAUAACAGUAACAACAGUAGUAAUAAUAGUGUUGAUAAUGAUGUUAAUAAAAGUAGCGGCAGUACUGUGAAUAGAGAAUUCAAAACCUCCACAGUAUUACCAUACAAAGAAGGCACCUCAGAAAUACUACGUAGAAUUCUCAAUAAGGCUGGGAUUAGAGUGGGAUUGUAGCUUUAAACCUACAAACUCACUUCGAAAUAAGCUUUGGAGGUUAAAAGAUCCUAUUGACCCAAUUAAACAGAAUAACUUAAUUUACCAAGUCCCCUGCAACGAUUGCGAGGUCAAAAUAGUCGACUAGGGUCAAUUAGGCCAUUCGAACACAAAAACCUAGCUACGUCAAAAUUGGUAGAUUUUAGUAAGGUAAGGAAUUUAGAAAAAACUCAGCCAUAGCUAUGCAUACGAUUAUACACAACUACCCAAUAGAAUGGAUGGGACAGGGUGAAAAUUCUUCGAACUAACAUAACAGAGUGGAGGGAGAGAUUGAUAAAUGAAUCUUUGUUUAUCAAAUCAACACAUAACACAUGCAACAGGGUUGACUCAGCACCUGUUCCGCACAUAUGGAAAAUCUUACUACCUAUAUCAUAAAGACGGCGAGAAAAUUAGGACUACAUAAAGGAUAUCUCAAAGUUGUGUAGUUAUCUUGAUAUGAUUAUGGAUAAUAAAUUAUGUCCGAAACGUAAUCCAGUAAACAAUGCUGCUGUACUGUAUGAUAAAUCUAUUAAAUCAAUAAAAAUGGAAUUACAUUCUACCACAGUGCACAAGUUUUACUCUUAUAUUAGAUGUAAAUUUCACUAACCGGGUAUUUUACGCAUUCAGAGUCAAGAUUAUUCGUCAAGAAGAAUUCCAGUAUGGAUUGUGCAACUUAAUUCAUUAAUUCAUUCAUUUUAUAAUAUACUGAUCUGUGACUAUUCCAGCUAUACAGUAAUACACUUGAUGUUCAAGAACUGUUAUCGCAUAUAUUAAUUUCAAUGGUUAAAAAUUUAAUAUUCACUUACUUCAGAUAUCCAUUAAAUGUAGGGUGUAUAGAUGUAGAUCAGCGCACUGUUCUGUCAAUAUCUACAGUUCCCUAUCUCUUUGUGUCUGUCGCAUAUUAUCUCAUGAAUAAACUGAUGUAAAAAAGAUGUGUCUGUAUCAAUAAACUUAGUCCGUUCUUCGGGAAAAAUAUUCUUUGUAUCUCUAUAUAUAUUCUCAUUAUCAGUUAAAAUAAAUAGAAGCCAUUUGACCAG